AUGGCAGACUAUGGUCUGCCCGACUCUCGCUAUUAUGGUGCAAGACCACCUCCUCCACAGCAUGGAGGUCCCGCCGAUCAAAGAGAUACCGCCUUUCAUAAUAUAUUUGGAGGCGCUCCCCCUCCAGGGAGAUCCCAGACAAUGACAACACAGUCUGCGGCUGGCAUGUACGAUCGACUGCCCAGCAUGAGUACCCAACAACAACAACACCACCAGCAUACCAUGUCCAUGAGACAGGGCCCUCCUCCGCACAUGCGUCAGAUGCCUCAAUCCUACGAUCGAUCCAACGGCAUUGCUCCGGGCCAGCCUUAUGCCAAUGGCGCAAACACUACAAGAACAGCACCACAUAAUCCCGCGCCAAUGUUCCCUGACCGUCGACCUUAUCCUCCGCCUCAGCGGAUAGAUAUGCGGCCCGGUGCCUCCUCUUCCAUGUCCAUGUCGACCUACGACCGGAAACCCGUUCCCAACCGAAUGCCUCCUCCAGCAUUGAAUAAUGAUGGAUAUAGGUCGCGGUCGAUGGUGAGGCCGGGGGAGCCGACCAUAGGCUAUCGCCCGCCACCCAGCAGCUUCCAGCAGGGUACCGCCAGUGCUUUUAGACAGCAGCCUUAUGCAGGAAUGGGUAUGGGUGGUCCAAGGACAACAGCCCAGGGCAGACACAUACCUGAAAGAGUCGAUGGCGAUAGAUCCAUGUCGAUGGGGUCGUACGCUUUGGAUCGAGAUCAUACCCAGCAGUUGACAAGUGGGAGAGUCGUUCCUCAUCGUCGCCGAGAAUCAGAAUCAGACCCUUUCGCAGAUCAUUAUGCGUCUCCUAAUGGUUCCUUUAGCUCCACUAACUCUCCAGCAUACGGCGUCACCCCGCGGUCACGGCGCCCUAGUGAGGGAAGUAACCCCCCCCGCGCUGUAUCCGCCGCUUCUGCCGCCUCAGCUUCGUCUGACUUCACAUCGACAACCACCAUGAACGGCCCUCGCAACGACAGUAUGAUUAAUAGGCCGACAGGCUCGGCUCAUUCGUCAGCUAGCCAGACCACGACUGUUGUUCAAAGAAAGUCCCCCCUUGUCUAUCCUGCCCUGCUGUCACGUGUUGCCAGCGCUUUUCAAGAGAGAAUCGGCGUCGGCGACAGAAGCAAGAAUGAUCUCUCAUACAAGAACGCCUUUACAGGUGCCGAGGCCGUCGACUUGAUCGCCUACAUCAUCAAGACGACUGACAGAAACCUUGCUUUGCUUCUUGGACGAGCACUCGACGCCCAAAAGUUCUUUCACGACGUAACCUAUGAGCAUCGGCUGAGAGACGCCCCCGGAGAAGUCUACCAGUUCCGAGAGACAAUGGGGGAAGAGGCGUCAUCCAAAGAUGUCAACGGUGUCUUCACCUUGCUGACAGAGUGUUACUCUCCAACUUGCACAAAAGAUCACCUCUGCUACUCUAUUGCGUGUCCUCGGCGGCUGGAACAGCAAGCGCGCCUGAAUCUACGGCCCCAGCCCGGAUUGCGACAUUCCAACUCGAGAGGAAGCUUACACGGCGACGAGGACCAGGAGCAGAAGCUCUGGAUUAACAGCGUUCCCAAGGAGGUUGCAGACAAGAUUGAUGACAGAGAAAAGAAGAGACAGGAAGUCAUCUCAGAAAUCAUGUACACAGAGCGUGACUUUGUCAAGGAUUUGGAAUAUCUCCGUGAUUUCUGGAUACGACCACUUCGUGGUGCCGGCAAUGUCAUGUCUCCCAUCAAAGAAGAGAGGCGGGAGAAAUUUGUCCGCACCGUCUUCGGUAACUGUCUGGAGGUCCUGGCAGUGAAUGGCCGAUUUGCGGAGGAGCUAUCGAAGAGGCAGAAAGAGCAACAUGUGGUACACUGUAUUGGUGACAUCUUCAACAGAUUUGUCCCGCAGUUCGACCCUUUCAUCAAGUAUGGCGCGAAUCAGAUGUACGGCAAAUACGAAUUUGAGAAAGAGAAAGGCGCCAACCCAGCCUUUUCACGGUUCGUUGACGAAACUGAGCGCCUGAAAGAGUCCAGAAAGCUCGAGCUGAACGGUUACCUUACCAAACCAACGACGCGAUUAGCCAGGUAUCCACUCCUGUUGGACAAUGUAUUGAAGUAUACCAAGGAUGACAAUCCGGACAAGAAGGAAAUUCCCAAAGCCAUUGGUCUUAUCAAGGAUUUCCUGGCCCGAGUCAACGCAGAAAGUGGCAAAGCUGAGAAUCACUUCAAUCUACUUCAGCUGAAUUCACAGCUCAAGUGGAACGCAGGAGAGUACACGGAUCUGAAACUUACUGAAGAGAACCGCGUUAUUCUGACCAAGAUGAGCUUCAAGAAGUCUCCCACCGACAGCGCAGAAGUUCAAGUGUACCUCUUUGAUCAUGCGGUUCUCAUGUGCCGUGUCAAGAAUGUCAACAAACGAGAGGAGCUUCGAGUAUACAGGAAGCCGAUUCCGCUAGAGCUCCUCGUUAUUGCCGAGAUGGAUCAAGUUAUUCCCCGCCUCGGCCUCGCAAAGCGCUCCUCGUCCAGUCUCAUACCCGGCACAAAACCAUCCGCAUCAAGCACUCCAGGUCAGAAAGAAGUGUAUCCCAUUACCUUCCGGCAUCUGGGAAAAGGUGCAUAUGAACUUCAACUGUAUGCUACCUCCAUCACCCAACGCAAAAAGUUUAUUGAGCUAGUGGAAGAGCAGCAAAGCAAACUUCGCGACCGAAGCAGUGCCUUCUACACCAAGACCAUCUUGUGCGAAGGUUUCUUCAAUGCUCAGAAUCGGGUCAACUGUCUAGUGCCAACAGAUGGAGGUCGCAAGCUCAUUUACGGUACUGAUAAUGGGAUCUAUAUCGCUGAUCGAUGGCCAAAGGACAAGUCCGUCAAACCGAGGCGCAUUCUCGACGCCACCCAAGUUUCACAAAUCGACACGCUGGAGGAAUACCGACUCCUCCUGGUGUUGUCAAACAAAACGCUUACUUCAUAUCCAUUUGACGCAUUGGAUCCGAAUAAUCAGAAUCCACUGGCGACAAGACCGCGCAAGAUCCAGGGCCAUUCCAAUUUCUUCAAAGCUGGAAUCGGAUUGGGACGACAUUUGGUGUGCUCUGUGAAGACGUCGGCACUAUCCACUACCAUCAAGGUGUACGAGCCUAUGGACGAUCUUACUAAGGGUAAGAAGAAGCCGGCAAUCAGUAAGAUGUUUGCCAGCGGCCAAGACGCUCUGAAGCCAUUCAAGGAAUUCUACAUCCCCGCCGAGUCGACCUCGGUACACUAUCUGCGCUCUACACUCUGCGUCGGCUGUGCUAGAGGCUUCGAGGUUGUCUCGUUAGAAACCACCGAACGACAAUCCCUGCUAGACCAGGCAGAUACGUCGCUUGACUUUGUGACGCGCAAAGAGAACGUCAAACCCAUCCACAUCGAACGUCUCAAUGGCGAAUUCCUGCUCAAUUAUUCCGACUUUAGCUUUUUUGUUAACCGCAACGGUUGGCGUGCAAGGCAGGACUGGAAGAUCACGUGGGAGGGAACCCCACAAGCGUUUGCACUGAAUUAUCCGUACAUCCUGGCGUUCGAGCCGAGUUUCAUCGAGAUACGGCAUAUUGAGACGAGCGAGUUGAUUCAUGUGAUGACGGGCAAGAACGUGAGGAUGUUGCAUUCGAGUACGAGAGAGAUUUUGUACGCUUACGAAGACGAGACCGGUGAGGAUGUGAUCGCUAGUCUUGACUUCUGGACCCAGGCUCAAGGUCAAGGUAGUUAG
Cladophialophora bantiana CBS 173.52 is the source of this 3705-nucleotide messenger RNA. RefSeq lists its product as uncharacterized. NCBI's taxonomy places the organism in Eukaryota, Fungi, Ascomycota, Eurotiomycetes, Chaetothyriales, Herpotrichiellaceae. Gene Ontology annotation, biological process: intracellular signal transduction. The record is from RefSeq and is a predicted model, not a curated record. Gene Ontology annotation, molecular function: guanyl-nucleotide exchange factor activity. The transcript is spliced from 3 exons. Bases 1 to 3705 code for a protein of 1234 amino acids.